GGUACACUGGAUCCAUUCCAUGGAUCACCUGCUGUGCGAUACAUCAUAAUGUUUGAGACCAGUGAUCCGCGGAUGCUGCAUACAACGACCAUAAUACUACCUGAGUGUCGAGAGCUGAAAACGGAUUCAAGAUGUUGUAGGCUAUCCAAGAGGUAAAUAACGAUUAUAAACUGGUCCAUCAAAUGAGACAGACGGACGGACGGACGGACGAAAAUCACAGGUCCGCGUCGUAACGGCCUUCUCCUCGGAGCACCGAUCCCGAUACCCGACCUACCGUUGCAGCUCUGUGUACCGAGGUCUCUGCGACAAGAGGUGAUGAAGCGCCCAGUGUAUCAGCGAUCGCGAUCGUCGGUGGACACUUGUCGUGGACCGCAAGGAGUCUCGAAGGCUUCGAGUGAGCACGCACGACUCGGACGGCGCCGCCCUCUCAGUCCAGACGCGUCGUAGGUGUCACCUGGUGGCGUUUCGGGCUGCCUCAGCCUAGGACCUAAAUCGUUGUCCGAGUCUCGCGUCGGCUCUGCGAUGGCGGGCUCGAGCACCAGGGGCAGAUGAUGGUCGUCGCCGUAUAUAAACCUGGGUAGUCGUUCGUCUGGUCUUCAGCACCUUUCCGCUUCCUCACUCUCACAUCACAUCACAUCACAUCACAUCAUAGCCAAUCACCCAAACCAAACCACCACCGUCGUCAUCAUGUCUUCCAACAGCUACACCCAGCCCAGCAAGACCAACGGCCAGCUGCGCUCCAUGAAAGGCACGGCCGUCGAGGCCGUCGGCAACGCGACCGGCGCGCAGUCGUGGCAGAAAUCAGGCAAGGACGAGCACGCCGAGGGCGAGGCGGAGCACAAGGCCGCGCAAGCUAAAGGGCGCGCGGAGGGGACCAAGGACCGCGCGAUGGGGUACAAGGACAGUGUCGUGGGUGCGGUGACGGGGGACAAGGGGCAGCAGGCUUCUGGUGAGUCGCUGGUCUGCGCUGUGACUGGUCUGAAUGGGGAUGGUGUGCUGACUGGGGUGUUCGAUGGUGUAGGGAAUGCGAGGAAUGAGAAGGGGCAGGCGCAGCAGGAUAUGAACAAGAGCUCUUGAUGGUCGGGCAGGACAAGGGCAGGUG
Messenger RNA from Coniophora puteana RWD-64-598 SS2, 1102 nucleotides. RefSeq lists its product as uncharacterized. Bases 688 to 1077 code for a protein of 129 amino acids. The record is from RefSeq and is a predicted model, not a curated record. The transcript is spliced from 2 exons. NCBI's taxonomy places the organism in Eukaryota, Fungi, Basidiomycota, Agaricomycetes, Boletales, Coniophoraceae.